Messenger RNA from Naumovozyma dairenensis CBS 421, 1698 nucleotides. Its product is annotated as sugar porter family MFS transporter. Gene Ontology annotation, biological process: transmembrane transport; carbohydrate transport. The record is from RefSeq and is a predicted model, not a curated record. The coding region runs from base 1 to 1698 and encodes 565 amino acids. NCBI's taxonomy places the organism in Eukaryota, Fungi, Ascomycota, Saccharomycetes, Saccharomycetales, Saccharomycetaceae. The transcript has a single exon. Gene Ontology annotation, molecular function: carbohydrate:proton symporter activity. Gene Ontology annotation, cellular component: plasma membrane.
AUGUCUGAUAUUGCAGAGGAUACUCCAGCUGCUCAAUUGGAACCUUCAGUUUCCAAUUCCAAUUCCAAUCUAUCUGCUCCUUCAUUUAAAAAUGAUAAAGAUGAUUUAAAUGAAUUUGAAACUCAUCAAGAACCUGCCAUUGAAAUUCCAAAGAAACCCGCUUCCGCUUACAUUACCAUUUCCAUUUUCUGUACUAUGAUUGGGUUUGGUGGUUUCAUUUGUGGUUGGGAUACCGGUACCAUUGGUGGUUUCUUAGCUCAUCCAGAUUAUUUACGUAGAUUCGGUUCUAAACAUCAUGAUGGUACGUACUAUUUUUCAAAUGUUAGAACUGGGUUAGUCGUUUCCAUUUUCAAUAUUGGUGGGUUAAUUGGUUGUCUUACUUUAGGUGAUUUAGCUAAUAGAAUUGGUCGUAAGAUGGCUUUAGUUGCUGUCGUUAUUAUUUUCAUGGUUGGUUUAGUUAUUCAAAUUGCAUCUAUUGAUAAAUGGUAUCAAUAUUUUAUUGGUAGAAUUAUCUCAGGUAUGGGUGUUGGUGCUAUCUCUAUCUUUUCACCAAUGUUAUUAUCUGAAGUGGCUCCAAAACAUUUAAGAGGUACUUUGGGUUCCAUGUAUCAAUUAAUGGUUACCUUUGGUAUUUUCUUAGGUGAUUGUACUAAUUAUGGUACUAAAGCUUAUGAUAAUUCUGUUCAAUGGAGAGUACCAUUGGGGUUAUCAUUUGCUUGGUGUUUGUUUAUGAUUGCUGCCAUGUUCUUUGUUCCAGAAUCCCCACGUUAUUUAAUUGAAGUUGGUAAGAUUGAAGAAGCUAAACAAUCAAUUGCUACUUCUAACAAGGUUUCCAUUGAUGAUCCAGCUGUUCAAGGUGAAGCUGAUUUAAUUCAAGCAGGUAUUGAAGCUGAAAGAGCUGCUGGUAAUGCUUCAUGGGGUGAAUUAUUCUCUACUAAGGGUAAAGUUGUUCAAAGAUUAUUUAUGUGUUGUAUGCUUCAAUCUUUACAACAAUUAACUGGUUGUAAUUAUUUCUUCUAUUAUGGUACUAUUGUUUUCCAAGCUGUUGGUCUAAGUGAUUCUUAUGAGACCUCUAUUGUUUUCGGUAUUGUCAAUUUUGCUUCCACUUUCGUUGCCUUUUACGUCGUUGAUAGAUUUGGUCGUCGUAGAUGUCUAAUGUGGGGUGCUGCUGCUAUGGUUGCUUGUUACGUUGUCUAUGCCUCCGUCGGAGUCACACGUUUACAUCCUCAUGGUAAUGAUGGUCCAACUUCUAAAGGUGCUGGUAAUUGUAUGAUUGUUUUCUCAUGUUUCUUUAUUUUCUGUUUUGCAUGUACUUGGGCUCCAAUUUGCUGGGUUGUUGUUUCUGAAACUUUCCCAUUGAAGAUUAAGCCAAAGGGUAUGGCUAUUGCAAAUGGUUUCAAUUGGUUCUGGAAUUUCUUGAUUUCAUUCUUUACUCCCUUUAUUACAGGAGCUAUUAAUUUCUAUUACGGUUAUGUCUUUAUGGGCUGUAUGGUCUUUGCUUACUGUUACGUUUUUUUCUUUGUUCCUGAAACUAAAGGUUUAACUUUAGAAGAAGUUAACGAAAUGUGGGAAGAAGGUAUUUUGCCAUGGAAGUCUCCAGAAUGGCUUCCAGCUUCUAAGAGAGAUGCCAGUGUUGACAUGGAUGCUUUACAACAUGAUGACAAGCCAAUGUACAAGAGAAUGUUCAGUAAGAACUAA